Messenger RNA from Ceratitis capitata (Mediterranean fruit fly), 1756 nucleotides. It is a transcript of the gene CDC50, whose product is annotated as cell cycle control protein 50A. Gene Ontology annotation, cellular component: plasma membrane; endoplasmic reticulum; Golgi apparatus. The transcript is spliced from 7 exons. Bases 158 to 1231 code for a protein of 357 amino acids. NCBI's taxonomy places the organism in Eukaryota, Metazoa, Arthropoda, Insecta, Diptera, Tephritidae. The record is from RefSeq and is a predicted model, not a curated record.
UGGCAUCACUGUUACAUAAAAUACCUAGCUAUUUACUUCUGUUUUUGAUUACUCACAAAAAAGUAAUUUAGUUGGGUAUUAAAUCUUUUAGGGUGAAAAGAUUUAAUUAUCCUUUUUAAAUUAUAAAUUUUUUUUUUAAUUCGGGACAUUUCGAAAAAUGGCAACAGAAGUUGAAACUCAAGGUGCUCCGCAGAAGUCUAAGAAACCUUCAGAUUCUGCAUUCAAACAACAGCGACUUCCUGCUUGGCAGCCCGUGCUAACAGCCGGCACUGUAUUGCCUACAUUUUUUGUAAUAGGCAUACUGUUCAUACCUGUAGGAGUUGCGCUGCUUUAUUUUUCCGAUGAAGUCAGUGAAUUUGUAUAUGACUAUACCGACUGCAAGCAAGUUGGCCGUAACUUAACUUGUGCUGAAUACUUAAAAUCUAAUUACAGUGGCUCUUGUAAUUGCGAGAUUGAGUUUGAGUUACCUAAAGACUUUGCAGGAAAUGUUUACAUGUACUAUGGACUCAGUAAUUAUUAUCAAAACCAUCGACGAUAUGUAAAAUCUAGAGAUGAUGAACAGUUGUUGGGACGAUUGUCUGCAGAGCCCUCAACAGACUGUGUUCCAUUUGCAUAUGUUGAGGAACUCGGCGUUAACGUACCUAUUGCACCAUGUGGAGCGAUCGCCAAUUCACUUUUCAAUGAUACGUUAACAUUAAAAUUCGGUGAUAACGAUGUUCCACUACUUAAUACCGGCAUCGCUUGGCCCUCCGACAAAUCAAUUAAAUUUAAAAAUCCUCCUGGAAAUUUAUCUGAGGCUUUAAAACAUUUCAGUAAACCAAAGUUUUGGCAAAAAGAACUCUGGCAAUUGGAUCCGCAAAAUCCUGAAAACAAUGGAUUUCAAAAUGAAGAUUUAAUAGUUUGGAUGCGCACUGCAGCAUUACCUAGUUUUCGCAAACUUUAUCGACGUAUUGAUCACUCCAAGCCAAAUUUUCAAAAUGGGUUAAAGAAGGGUGUUUAUACACUGAACAUAGUAUAUCAAUAUCCCGUUAAAUCUUUCGAUGGUUCAAAGAAAAUGAUUUUAUCGACAACUUCAUUACUUGGCGGUAAAAACCCAUUCCUUGGUAUUGCAUACAUUGUUGUUGGUUCCAUCUGUUUAGUUCUUGGUGUAGCCUUACUGUUCAUACACAUCAAAUGUAGCAAAAGCACUUCGGAAAUGAUAAACGUCAACCCGCGUACCCCAUAUUCGUAAUUGCCUUAAAUUAAUUAGUACGAACUGACGUAAAAAAACUUAGCAAAAAAAAGUUGAAUGCUUAUUUUAAAUUAUUUAUAUGUGCGUAAUUUAAAUUUACGAACAACUUGUCAAGACCUUGUAUCUUAAGUAUAAUUCACAGUAUCUUAGUUGUAAUAGAAGUAGAUUAAGCACGCAUCAUUGUGGUUACGUUGGAUUGUUUUUGUUGAAUUUUAAGUUUUAAGCUUUUUAGGGACGCUGCUGAGAAACGUAAACUUAACAUUGAGUCCUUGUUAUUUCUGUUAUGAUCCCUCAAACAUCUCAAAAUUAGUUUUGGCAAAUGAUGUAGUAGUGACCGAGCAAAACUGUGAGAAGUUUUGUAUUCAAGAAUCGAGUGUAUUCUUGAUGUAUUUAAACUAAAUGCAUUAGUCUAGGACACAAAAGUAUGUUUAAUUGUUUCGGCGAUUUAUUGGUGUCCAGUCAAUUAUGGGAAUUUUACCUUCUUUGCUAUAAGUGUUAAUAAAAACUGUGCAAGUUAAAAAAAAA